Drosophila arizonae is the source of this 1155-nucleotide messenger RNA. RefSeq lists its product as uncharacterized. The record is from RefSeq and is a predicted model, not a curated record. Lineage: Eukaryota; Metazoa; Arthropoda; Insecta; Diptera; Drosophilidae.
AUGGAGAUAGUAUAUGAGAACAGAACGCGUUGCCGGCCCCAGUGCGACAGGAAUUGUGGCAGUUAUACCUUUUGCCCCAAACCAGGUGAAUGCAGGUGCUUGCACGGCUGUCAGAGAUCCAAGGCAAAUGCCACCAACUGUGAGCCCGUCUGCCAAAUGAAAUGUGGACGACACCAGCAGUGCGGCAAACCCAAUCAAUGCGAAUGCAAUGUGGGUUAUAUUGAGGACUCUGAGGGUCUAUGCAGACCCCACUGCACUACAUGUGGAGCCAACGAGCAGUGCGUGCAACCAGAACGCUGUGAGUGUGUGCCAGGGUCUCAGCGUAAUCGAACGGACCAAUGUGAGCCGCAAUGCUCGAAACCUUGUCGUCGGAAUAGCCACUGUGAUCGACCGGAUAUUUGUGUGUGCAAUGAAGGCUAUAUGAAGAAUGUGCUGGGCGUAUGCCAGCCCCAGUGUGAUGUGGAGUGUGGCGCGCAUGCGCAAUGCACGAAACCAAACCGUUGUGAAUGCAUCGACGGCUAUCGCCAGGAUGAGCAAGGCAUCUGCCAGCCCCUCUGCCAGCAAGAUUGUGGAGAGCACGGCUAUUGCAGCGAGCCAGGCAAAUGUGCCUGCCACCCGGACUAUAUGCUGUCGGAGGAGGCGGAAGUGUGCCAGCCCAUCUGUGUGGCCUGUGGCAGGACAGUAGCGAGUGUGGACUGUGAGCCACAGUGCUCAGCGGGCUGUUCGGCCAACAGCUACUGCAGCAGGCCCGAGGAGUGUGACUGCCUUGAAGGCUAUGCCAAGGAUGCGGCGGACCAAUGCUCGCCCAUAUGUGCGCCAGAGUGUGAGGUCCACAGCGUUUGCACAAGUCCCGGGAGGCCGUGCGGCGACAAUAGCUACUGUGCCGAGCCGGAGAAGUGCACCUGCAUUGAAGGCUACACCUCUGGCAACGAUCACAAUCGCAACUGCUCGAGCUUGAGGGGCUCCAUAGUCAUUAGCCUUAUAUCAAUGGCAGUUGUUUUACUUCUCGUUUGCUUGGCCUUGUGCAUCGCCCUGAUCUUCAAAAGGUGCAAGGAGGAGCUCCCUUAUGCCCAGCAAAAUGACAAUCCUAGUUUGCCUAUGGAAAGGGUGGAUACCCAUCUAGAGGGCAUAGAGAACCCUGGCUAUGCGCAAUAA